Molecule: messenger RNA, 363 nt
Organism: Lottia gigantea (owl limpet)
Lineage: Eukaryota; Metazoa; Mollusca; Gastropoda; Lottiidae
Exons: 3
Coding region: 1-363 (120 amino acids)
Source: RefSeq, a predicted model, not a curated record
AUGCCUUCUAUGGUGAGAUUCUUUGGAGAAUUAGCUGCUACAUCGACAGGCGGAGGUCCACCUUCAACUGCUUCUCUUGCUCAUAGAAGAAGGAGUUUACGACGAUCUUCAUCUGUUACCGGUGAACAUUUAGAACAGAUAGCUCCUGAAGCUUUCGCUACAGUUAGGCCUUCUGCUCAUGAUACUGAUGAAUGUUCUGAAGGAGCUCACAUCAUGGUGAAUCAUAAAAUGGAGUUCUUCUUUUGUCAAAGUCGUUGUCAUUCUAAAAUCAUAACAUUUAAGAGUCACAAGUUAUCACGAUAUAAAGUCAUAGAGAUGAGAAAAGACACGUGGAUCGCCUUAUCGCAUCUAGCCAGCAUAUGA